Cladocopium goreaui is the source of this 1011-nucleotide messenger RNA. The record is from the annotation of a GenBank genome assembly. Lineage: Eukaryota; Dinophyceae; Suessiales; Symbiodiniaceae.
AUGGCGACCAUCAAGGGAAGUCUUCAGUGUGAAAAUAAAGCCCCGCAGAUGUCAGCUUACACGAUCCAAAAUGCGAUCCUGCAGUUCUACACGAAGUACAGGCUGUUUCCCCAGGGCCUUUCAGCUUUGGUCCCAGCAGUGGUGGAUUGGGCUUUGAAGCAUGGGGCCAUCAUCAAGAAGUUGGACAAGGGCAAGCCCGCCGACCUCGCUGAGAUUCCCAACAUUGCAGGCUCCAGAUCUUCGACCACAGCUUCGUCGGACCUGGGCAGCAGCGAAAUUUCGUCCGUGUCUUCGACCAAGUUGGCCCGGAUUGCCAGCCAGCUUGAAGCUCUGAGGAUUGCCAAGGCUUCGAAAGCCGUGAAAAUGAAUGAAACUAUUGUGGUCGAAGAUGAUGACCCAAAUUCUCCUCACUCCACUGGUGCCAAGCAUUCCGACCCAGUUGAAAAUGAAAAUUCCUUGGAAAGGUUGCCCCCCAAGAUUAGGAUUGCUCAGAUUUUGAAGAAUGCCAAGAUGAGACGAUUGGCCAAUGAAGUCAAGACCACCGGUGAUCGCCCUGCCAAAACAAACGCUCCAAAAGAUGAGGAUGUCCCAGACUUUGUUGGCCGUGCUUUGGGCGAUGGCGAUGUGCCCAAGACUUUCCCUCUUUCGGACCAGUACGUCAACACGAUCAAGAAAGCCAAGGAGGCUAUGGAUGGGUGCCUUUCCGAGCCUGACUCGGAGAAUCCCCAUGAAAAAUCCAAGAAACCCAAGAAGGGCACCAAAACCCAGAAAAAAACAACCAAAAGGGAGGGAAAACCUAAGGGUGAGAAAGUGGACUCAUCAUGGAAAUAUGGUGAAAUUCGAUCUUCUUUCAUAAAAUCAGCUAGGGGCAAAGGUAUGGAUUUCAACACGGCCAAGAGCCUAUGGAACGAAUCUCGUGAGAAGAAAGAGCUUUUGGCUGGCCUCACACUUUGCGAAUUGAAGCGCCGCAAAUUCGUGGACAAGACUUGCAAGACCAAUCCUUGGUCCUAG